Podarcis lilfordi (Lilford's wall lizard) is the source of this 6447-nucleotide messenger RNA. The record is from the annotation of a GenBank genome assembly. Lineage: Eukaryota; Metazoa; Chordata; Lepidosauria; Squamata; Lacertidae.
CGCGCAGGCGCAGUGAGGAGCUGGAAGCGCAGCAGGGAGGAGGGAGGGGCAUGGGGCGUGGCCUCCGUCGCCCUCCCGCCGCCGGCAAGGAGCGUGGCUGCCGUGGCUGCGCGUGCGCACUAGCCCUCCCAGUUAGGCCGCGGCCGCCUCCCGUCGCUUUUUCCCGGCCCGGCCUGCUCCAUCCCUCCCGGCCUUGCCUCACGCCGCCGCCGCCGAGAUGAUGAUGAUGGCGCUGAGCAAGACCUUCGGGCAGAAGCCCGUCAAGUUCCAGCUGGAGGAGGACGGCGAGUUCUUCAUGAUAGGCUCUGAGGUGAGGAGGGAGCGGGGCGCGGCGGCGGCGGCCGAGGGAGGCGGAGGGGCUGGAGCGUCGCCUCCCGCGCUCGUUGGGGGAGGCUGGGGGGGGGGGGUCCCAGUCGAGCGGGCGGCGGCGCCUGACGAGGCGGGUCCUGUGGCUGCGUCCCCUUGCAGGUGGGCAACUACCUGCGGAUGUUCCGGGGCUCCCUGUACAAGCGCUACCCGUCGCUCUGGAGGCGCCUGGCCACGGUGGAGGAGCGCAAGAAGAUCGUCGCCUCUUCCCACGGUGGGUGAGCAGGGCGGGCAGGCCCCCAACCCCACCCCACACACAGGGCCGGAUUUACCUAUAAGCUAAACAAGCUGUAGUUUAGGGCCCCACUCUCUUGGGGGGCCCCCCCAAAAAAAAUUAUGAGUCUUUGUGUUUCUAAAGGAACUUUUGUUACUGCCAAAUGCCAAUGUGUUUGCAUUAUUAGGUUUAUGAAUAAAUCAUUUUAAGUUACAGCUUCAUAAUUAUUUCACUAUUAAUAUACUACUUAAUUGUAUUUCAGUUCGACAAUUACUUUGAUAAAAGACAUAUUUUGUUUUGUUCAUAUGGCUUUAGAUACCUAUUAGGUCCACAAAUUACCAUAUAGCAUAUAUUCAGCACAAAAAACUGUGACAACUUAGUGUUGACAAAGGACAGCAGGACAUAUAAAAGGCUUCAUAAUUAUUUCACUAUUAAUAUACUUCUUUAAUUGUAUUUUAGUUCAACAAUUACUUUGAUAAAAUACAUAUUUUGUUGUGUGCAUAUGGCUUUCGAUACCUAUUAGGUCCAUAAAUUACCAUAUAGCAGAUAUUUAACACAAAAAAGGGACAAUUUGUUGUUGACAAAGGACAGCUGGACAUAUAAAGGGCCUUAUUACCUUCAGUAGCUUAGGGCCUCAUCAAACCUAAAUCCGGCCCUGCCCACACACACCAACCUGCUGGUAGGAGGAAGGGAGGACCGCUUCCUGGCCAGCCCCUUUCCAGGACCCCCCCCCCCCUUGUUGGCUAUGCAGCCUCAAGCAGCGGGAGGGGUUUUUGUGGGGAGGGGGUUGCAGCCCUUCCAAGGAGGGGGAGGAGGUUGUGCUGUUGUCAUCGUCUCCCAUCCCUAACUCCCCACCCCACCAGCCAGCAUUGCAAGGUCCCCGGCAUCAGCAUCUGCCCCUUUGACAUUUUCUUCUCUCUUCCCCACAGAAAACCAACGGAGUCACAGUCCCAGAAGAUGUAAGUCUAAACUUGGGGGUCUCUUCUUCUUACUGAGGCUCUGCUUUGCUUGCACCGAGUCUUCCUGCAGUGUCCAAAGGGCUACCUGAUAUAUGCUGAAUUUGCUUUGCCGCCUCUUUGAUUUUAAGAUUUUCUGGUCUUAUCUGUGGAGCCCAGAGUAGGGGUCGGGGAGCCUCACAUUGCUUUUUGACAAGCAAGGAUGUCUUCCCUGAAGAAGAGCAUCUCCCUCUUCCUGCAGGGCCUUGGAUUCCAGCACUGUGCCAAACGCUUGUUAGCAUUUUUGGUAGCUCUUAGAUAUGCAGCUUUUUUCUUCUCGUGGGUGUAGAGGUGGCAACGAGCGAUCUUGCCAUGGGUUUAGCAAUCUAGUACGCAAGCCGAGUGGGGAGAGGGAUGCACCUGCCACUCUACUGGUGCUAAAUCCUCGCUCAGCUCAGAAUAGGAAAGGGAUAAAUCCUGCCCACCUUUACAUCCCCUCAGUAUAGACUUUGGGCCGGUUCUGGUUUCUUUGAAUCAGCCCUGGAUAUAGGAUAUGCUUCCAAGAGUGUGUCUGGAGUUUGUCUCAGGGACUGGACAGCAUAGGUCUCUUAAAAGAUUUUUGAAGGGCAGGGAUGUGCUAUAUUCUGCCUAACCUGAAAGUGACUUGAGUUCUUCAAGUGUUUGCAAAGGGAGAGUUUUUAGCUCCGUUUUGUGAAAGCUGCUUGUCAGAAACGCAGGAGAAAGGGGGCCAGGGAAGCUCACUUUAUUCUAUGGGCAGUCUGGCUCCAGCCCAUGCGGACUAUUGAAGGGACCAUGAAAUGGGUGACUGCAUCUCUUAGCGGUGGGGGGGGGGGAAUCUCCUCACCUGGCAGAUGAUACCCCUCAUGAUCCACACCACUUUCUCUUCCUCCCUCUCCUCUUUUAGAUCACGGUUAUACCACACUGGCCACAAGUGUGACUCUCUUGAAAGCCUCUGAAGUAGAAGAGAUCCUGGAUGGAAAUGAUGAGAAAUACAAGGCAGUCUCCAUCAGCACUGAGCCUCCCACCUACCUUAGGUAGUUACAUAUUUAUAUAUUGCCUUCCCCCCCAAAGGAGCUUGAGGUUAUGUGCAUGGUGCUGCUGCUCCCACAUUUCAUCCUCAAAACAACCCUGUAGGUUAGGCUAAGAGUUGGUGACUGGCCAAGAUCACAUAGUGAGCUUCAUGGGCAGGUAGUGAUUUGAACCAGGGUCUCCCCAGUCCUAGCCUGAUGCUCUAAGCACUAUACCACAGUGGCUCUCCUUUCUGGGAAAAGAAAAGCCAAACAAGGCAGAAAGAAACUGUGUGAAGAAAGACCCUCAGUUUCCUCAGGAGACUUGCAGCAUAAUGAAAAGUUCUAAAAGUUACUCACUUUAACCAACAGCUCUUGAUUUUCCUGUCAGUGGGAUCCUGGGUUGUAUUAGUAGUCUAGUCUUAUGUUAUUUGAGUCACUAUAUUUGCAGCAUGUUGCAGAUGAAGGGUCAUGCCAUUGAGGUUUGUGUGCGUUCACUCUCACACACAUACAAAUGCUUAGGUUCUGAAGAUUGUUCCCCAUUCACCAGUGGUCUCCUCUCCUAGAGAACAGAAGGCAAAAAGGAACAGUCAGUGGGUUCCGACCCUUCCCAACAGCUCCCACCACCUUGAUGCUGUGCCAUGCUCGACCACCAUUAACAGAAAUCGGAUGGGCAGAGACAAGAAAAGAACCUUCCCCCUCUGGUAAGUUUGUUGCUGGCUCUUAGGAAGAAGUGAGGAAACAUUGACACACAAGGUAAUGCUGAGCGUAUGGACAGAGGAAGCCGAUUUGCAGAUCUGAGGGCUGCGGCUGUCAUAGAGUGGAUCCGCUGAAAUGAGUGAACAUGACUAACUUCAGUCCAUUCACUUCAGCGGGUCUGCUCCCAAGUGGAACUUGGUUGGCUACAACCCUGAGUUUCCCAGCAUUGGUCCUUCUCAUCAGAAUGGGGCUAAUCAUCAACUUCUAACAGGGAAGCAGGAUGCUGCAAUUCUUCAUAUACUCCCAUCCUUUAGUUGAACACUGGGGCAAGGCUUGAUUUUGGGAGCUCAGAUUUGUCUAGGAAGCCCUGCUCUCCUCCCAGGAAGAGUUCUCCCUAUCCCUGACGUGGCAUGCACUCUAUGCAUGUUCCUUUGUUUCCUGGCUCUUCCAAUGAAAACAAGCUUUGGGCCUUGAAACUCUCAUGCUUCUUUUCCCCCACCCACAUGGAGGCACUGUUCCUGCCUCCCCAAAUGUCUCUGUCCUGCCCCCCUUUUGUAUUUUAGCUUUGAUGACCACGACCCAGCCGUGAUCCACGAGAACGCCUCCCAGCCAGAGGUGCUGGUUCCCAUCCGCCUCGACAUGGAAAUUGACGGGCAGAAACUGAGAGACGCUUUUACAUGGAACAUGAAUGGUGUGUAGGAGAGAAGAAGUGGACAAUCCAACGUUAUAUAAAGUAUGACCUUUCCUAAUGCCUUAUAGUUCAGCUGCUCUGCUUCAGAAAAAUAGCAGAAACAAAAUCCAGUGGUUGCAGAAGUUGCUGAGGAGGCAGCAGUUUGAGAAGGAGUUUAAUUUGGGGGCUAGUGUUAGGGGUUGGGCAAAUGCUGUGGGCUGCAUCCUGGUCAAAUGUGCAUUGCCAAGAACCCCCUGGACCUCCUUGACACCAUUACAGGCUGCUUGUUCACCCGUCCCUGGUCUGGCACAGCAGAGAUGAGCAAGGAAACAGCUGCAGGAAAGAUGUUGUAACAGGCAUCUGGUGGCUACUCUCUGGAUGCUGGACUAUGUGGGCCCCUUUGGCCUGAUCCAGCAGCUCAGACAGUAGAGCAUGAGACUCUUUUAAUCUCAGGGUUGAUUCCUGCACUGCAAGAGGUUUGACUAGAUGACCCUCAUGGUUCCUCCCAACUCCACAAUUCUAUGAUUCUUUGCUCUUGUAUAGAGGAAAAGGGGAGUAGCUGCCACUGCCUAAUUAUUCAUAGAUUUGUCUGUUAAGCGAGUAGAUGGGAACAAUGCUGAGCUAAGAGGCAGGGGGCAGAGGCAGAUUCACUGAGGGGUAUCUUAACAAGCUCCCUUUUGUAGGCUGCUUAAGAUCCAUCAUUUUAGGGUGCAGUAAGUAAGCUGCUAGAUAUUAGACAAGCACCAUGGCAACAGUCUGGAUUUCUUUGCUUCCAUCAGAAAAACUAAUGACCCCGGAAAUGUUUUCGGAGAUUCUCUGCGAUGAUCUGGAUUUGAAUCCCCUGACCUUUGUCCCGGCAAUCGCGUCAGCGAUACGGCAGCAGAUUGAAUCCUACCCUACAGACAGUAUUCUGGAGGACCAGUCAGAUCAACGCGUCAUUAUUAAGGCAAGGAGACUUAGACAUAGUUGGUUCUGAAAGGGACUUUUGCUUGAGGCACACUGCAGUGGAUUUCCCAGUGAUGUGCUGAGUUCAAGUUGUACCCAAAGUAAAGGAGGACCUGCCAGUGGGGCUAUAUGCAAAAUCCUUAGCACUUAGAAGGAAGGAAAAGGGAGGAAGGCAUUUCCAUUUUCCUCAUUAGUCCACACCAAGGCAGGGUGGGGGCAAAGGGGUUGGCUUAAGGGCAUUUGAAAUAUAGGAUACUCAGUUGUGGCAUUUGCAUCUAGCUCAACAUCCAUGUGGGGAACAUCUCCCUGGUAGACCAGUUUGAGUGGGACAUGUCUGAAAAGGAGAACUCCCCAGAAAAGUUUGCCCUGAAGCUGUGCUCAGAACUCGGGCUGGGCGGCGAGUUCGUCACCACCAUCGCUUACAGUAUCCGGGGGCAGCUGAGCUGGCAUCAGAAGACGUACGCGUUCAGGUAAGGGGUGCAACUGGUGCUUCUGUAGGAUUGCAAAAGGGGGGGGAGGUAGCAAAUCCUAUAUUGUUUGGAUAUCCUGACCACAAGGCUCCAGCUAGUGUGUAACAGAGGCUGAUCUGCUUGGUGGUGUGUCCUCCAUAGUCUACUGCCUGCUUGGCUUCGGGCGUGCUGCUGGUUCUUCGUGUGAUGCCCCAUGAUGGAUCUGGCUUCAAAUUAAAGCACAUGCCCAAGUUCUCCAGGCUUUGGGGCUGAGCUGUGUUUCUUCCCCCUCUUCCAGUGAGAACCCCCUGCCGACGGUGGAGAUUGCCAUUCGUAACACUGGGGAUGCCGACCAGUGGUGCCCUCUACUUGAAACCCUGACGGAUGCAGAAAUGGAGAAGAAAAUUCGAGACCAAGACAGAAACACAAGGUGCGCCUUCCCCUGCGUACUGCCUUUUUGUCAAAGACAUGAGCUGAGAAGGGGAAGGUUUCGUUUUGUUUUGCCUCUUGUGACUUUGCAAGCAUCUCUCGUUUACUAUGCAAGCUGAACUCCAGACCUCAGCAAGAAGCACAGGGGUCCCAUUAGGUUACUUGGCCAUUACAACUUCCCACUGCAGCAAAUGCCACUGGUUGGUCGAAGUGGGACUUCUUGGAAACGUUUCCUCAUAGAUAUCAUGGGACGGCGUUGCAGUUUGGGGGGGAUGUGUUUUCACACCCACCUGCAGUUGCUCCGGUCUAAGCUAAAACAAUCCCCCACAUCUGCUGCUGCUGUUGCCAUCGCUGUUCAUAACAAUUUGUUUUCUUCCUUGCAGGCGGAUGAGACGUUUGGCUAACACAGCUCCAGCUUGGUAACCCUCCUGAAGUGGACAAGAGGAUUCAGCCUCCAGGCUGUGUCCAUGAGGAACCAAGCGUAGGGCAAGCAUUUGUUAUGCUUUCUAUGCCCACCUGGGGACUGGCGGUACUUGCAUUGGCUGGCCCAGCAGACCAGAGGGAUGGUGACCUCUCCACCUCGUGGGUACCUGUCAAACAAGGGGUCCAAUAAAGACCUGUGGCAGCUGUCUGAGCCCUUCUCUCCCCCCUCCCCCAAAAACCUUAGGACAAGUUUUUAAAUAAAUGAAUAAUAAUUUUUGUUUGUCAGGCC